AAUACCUCCAAUUCUUCAAAUUCAAAUAUCUAAUUACUUCGUCUCCGGCGACGAUGAUGAUGACGAGGCUGCCUUGAAACAAUAGACUUCACCAUGAACGCGAGAGCUCUCACUUUAGCUCCUUACGUUCGCCUCCCCAACUCAUUUCCACCUCAUAUCAGCCUACUAAUUCCCGGCUUGAACCGCCGGGAGUCUUUGAACUUUCGGAUUCGAAUUCGGCUUCAUGUUCGGAGUAGUUCAAGGAGUAGUAGAUGUGGGAGACUAUAUGCAGAUGUUAAGUCGGAGCGUUGCGAAAUAUCAUCGGAAUCUUCUGUGGCUAAAGCUGUGAAGGCUGAGGAUGCUAUAAACGACGUCGUAUCGGAUGGAAGUGAUGUUCCUUGGUGGGAAGAGUUCCCUAAACGCUGGGUCAUUGUGCUGCUGUGUUUCUCUGCGUUUCUUCUUUGCAAUAUGGAUAGAGUAAACAUGAGUAUUGCCAUACUACCCAUGUCUGCAGAGUACAAUUGGAGCCCAGCCACCGUCGGUUUGAUUCAAUCUUCUUUUUUCUGGGGCUACCUCCUCACUCAGAUUGCUGGUGGGAUAUGGGCAGACAAAGUGGGAGGAAAGCUAGUUUUGGGAUUUGGAGUGGUUUGGUGGUCCAUUGCAACAAUUCUUACCCCAGUUGCUGCUAAAGUUGGGCUGCCUUUCUUGCUCUUCGUUCGCGCUUUUAUGGGGAUUGGUGAGGGUGUUGCUAUGCCUGCCAUGAAUAACAUUCUGUCGAAAUGGGUUCCUGUAUCUGAGAGAAGUAGAUCAUUGGCACUGGUGUAUAGUGGCAUGUACCUUGGAUCAGUCACUGGUCUUGCUUUCUCACCGUUUUUAAUACAUGAAUAUGGUUGGCCAUCAGUCUUUUACUCCUUUGGUUCUCUCGGCACUGUUUGGAUUGUUGUAUGGCUAAAUAAGGCAAAGAGUUCGCCUCUUGACGAUCCUCAGCUGCGGCCAGCAGAAAAACAGCUGAUUGUUGCAAACAGUGCUUGCAAGGAACCAGUUAAAGUGAUACCUUGGGGACUAAUCUUGUCAAAACCUCCUGUCUGGGCUCUAAUAGUGUGUCACUUCUGUCACAACUGGGGUACAUUUAUUCUUCUAACAUGGAUGCCAACAUAUUAUCACCAAGUCCUGAAGUUCAAUCUUACAGAAUCUGGACUUUUAUGUGUUCUGCCCUGGCUUACAAUGGCAUUUUCUGCAAAUCUUGGAGGGUGGAUAGCUGAUACACUAGUGAGCAGAGGGUUAUCUGUGACAACAGUGCGCAAGAUCAUGCAAUCAAUUGGAUUUCUUGGCCCUGCUUUUUUCCUAACUCAGUUGAGCCAUGUUCAUUCUCCUGCAAUGGCUGUAUUAUGCAUGGCAUGUAGCCAGGGAACUGAUGCAUUUUCCCAGUCUGGUCUAUAUUCAAAUCACCAAGAUAUUGCUCCCAGAUAUUCUGGAGUGUUGCUUGGUCUGUCCAAUACUGCUGGAGUGCUAGCUGGGGUGUUUGGAACUGCAGCUACUGGUUACAUCUUGCAACAUGGUUCCUGGGAUGAUGUAUUCAAGGUUUCAGUUGGGCUAUACUUGGUUGGAACUGUUAUCUGGAACCUGUUUUCAACUGGUGAGAAAAUAGUGGAUUAACUCUGUUUCGAGUUGAUCUUCCGUAUUCAUACACAACCCGACACAGUAAUUCCUGGAAUUGCUGAUUACAGAAUAUAAUUACAGGGUAAAGUAAGAGCCAUUGUUCAUAAUUUUUGAGCUUCAAAGAUUUGGCAAAUUUUCUGCAAUGCCAUUAUUGAGCUCUAAUGUUGAACAUGCAUGUAGUAGUUCAAGCCUCUAGGUACGAUAGGCAAGUUACAUUUCAUAAAAUUGCUGCAUACAUUUCAUUUCAAUCUAGCAAAAAUACAUUUGUAAAGUAUCUCUCCACUUCUUGUAAAUCUUGUAAUCAAUACUAACUACUUUUGUAUCAAUUUACCCUGAACUUGCAUGGGAAAUUAAUACCAUAAUUUAUUUUUUAUUAA
Molecule: messenger RNA, 2015 nt
Organism: Mercurialis annua (annual mercury)
Lineage: Eukaryota; Viridiplantae; Streptophyta; Magnoliopsida; Malpighiales; Euphorbiaceae
Product: sodium-dependent phosphate transport protein 1, chloroplastic
Exons: 10
Coding region: 94-1635 (513 amino acids)
Biological process (GO): transmembrane transport
Molecular function (GO): transmembrane transporter activity
Source: RefSeq, a predicted model, not a curated record